This is a messenger RNA of Strongylocentrotus purpuratus (purple sea urchin), 1258 nucleotides long. It is a transcript of the gene rpl5, whose product is annotated as 60S ribosomal protein L5. Gene Ontology annotation, cellular component: ribosome; cytosolic large ribosomal subunit. Gene Ontology annotation, biological process: ribosomal large subunit assembly; translation. The record is from RefSeq and is a predicted model, not a curated record. NCBI's taxonomy places the organism in Eukaryota, Metazoa, Echinodermata, Echinoidea, Camarodonta, Strongylocentrotidae. Bases 118 to 1005 code for a protein of 295 amino acids. Gene Ontology annotation, molecular function: 5S rRNA binding; structural constituent of ribosome. The transcript is spliced from 7 exons.
CAAUCAAUUUUUUUCAUAAUAACAUUUAAUAACGUUGAAACAGCCUUUUCCCCUCGAAGAUCAGCCCUCAGCCGAUGCUAUCAAAAAAGACCCUGAAAUCAGGGCAAAAUUUCAAUAAUGGGGUUUGUGAAAGUUGUGAAGAACAAGGCGUACUUCAAGCGGUACCAGGUCAAGUUCAGGCGUCGCCGUGAAGGCAGGACUGACUACCAGGCCCGCCGCUUCUUGGUUGUACAAGACAAGAACAAGUACAACACACCCAAGUACCGCAUGAUCGUUCGCUUCACCAACAAGAAUAUCACAUGUCAGGUAGCGUAUGCCAAGCUGGAGGGAGAUGUCAUUGUAUGCGCCGCAUACUCUCAUGAACUCCCCCGCUAUGGUGUCAAGGUCGGGCUGACCAAUUAUGCUGCAGCAUACUGCACAGGACUACUCCUGGCUCGCAGGAUUCUGAAGAAGUUCAACUUGGACGGUAUCUACGAGGGUCAGACAGAGCCAGAUGGCGAUGACUACAUGGUAGAGUCCGAGGAGGGUAAGGCAGGAGCCUUCCGUUGUUUCCUGGAUGUCGGUCUAGCCAGGACCACCACUGGCGCCAAGGUGUUUGGGGCACUCAAAGGCGCCGUAGAUGGUGGUCUGGAGAUCCCACACAGCAACAAGCGCUUCCCUGGAUACGAUUCAGAGAGCAGCGAGUUCAGCGCUGAGGUCCACAGGAAGUACAUCUUUGGAGGUCACGUUUCUGACUACAUGAAGGAACUCCAGGGCGAGGAUGACGAUGCUUACAAACGCCAGUUCUCUCAGUUCAUCAAGAAUGACAUCACACCUGACACACUUGAAGCCAUGUACAAGAAGGCGCAUGAAACCAUCAGGGCCGAACCCGACGCCAAGCCUAAGAAGGAGUUUGCUGGCAAGACGAAGAGAUGGAACCGCGCCAAGCUCACCCUGCUCCAGCGCAAGGACCGCGUCAAGCAGAAGAAGAAGUCCUUCCUCUACGCCAACCAAUCUCACGACUAAGUCAUCCGUUCCUCAUCCUCCUCCUCACAUACUCCAAUCUCAAGUACUCCACUCCCAGAACGAACAAUGAUAUGACCAUCACACGGAACACUCAUUAUGGACAAUAACACCAGGGACGUUAGUAGAUACCGGCCAACAGUGAACGAAUGAAAUAAUUGACUCGUGCACGACAGAAGUGAUAACAUCGGCGACUGGCAUUGGGCUGGUAAAACGAAGCAAAUAAAUACUGAUGACAGAUGUAUUUAAAAACAUA